GGAAGCGGCCGCGGCUGUCGGCGCGGCUAUCUGAGCCCUCGAACAGAGGCCGGCGGCGGCCGGGAUGGAGGCCGGCGGCGCGCCGUGAGGGACUGGCUCUGCCUGCUGAGCAGAGGGCUCUGGUUGUGGGACCCCAGGCACGUAGGUUACAGGGACGCGUGUUGGUGUCUGCUCGGUGCCUGCAGACUUGGAUUCUGUGCACCUUACAGGCCAGCCGUUACGAUCUGCUUUCCUACGUGAGCUGCGCUGUGUAGCUGGAGUGAACAUUCAAUAAUGAGUGGUGCAGCGUUGGGCCUUGAGAUAGUAUUUGUCUUUUUUCUAGCCUUAUUCCUACUGCAUCGGUAUGGAGACUUCAAGAAACAGCAUAGGCUGGUGAUCAUAGCAACGUUACUGGCUUGGUAUCUUUGCUUUCUUAUUGUAUUUAUACUGCCUCUGGACGUCAGUACGACUAUUUAUAAUCGGUGCAAACUUGCUGUUAACUCCAGCCCUGCAGAAACUAAUGGCUCUUAUGUUACUCUUGCUCCAAGCAAGCAAAAAUGUUUGAAACCAUGGAGCUAUAUUCCUAAUGGAAUUAUGCCAAUUUUCUGGCGUGUUGUAUAUUGGACGUCACAGUUUUUAACAUGGAUUCUCUUACCUUUCAUGCAGUCAUAUGCUAGAUCAGGAGGAUUCUCCAUUACUGGAAAGAUUAAAACUGCGUUGAUUGAGAAUGCAAUCUAUUAUGGCACUUACUUGCUGAUUUUUGGAGCAUUUUUGAUAUAUGUGGCUGUAAACCCAAACUUCAAUUUACAAUGGAACCAACUUCAGACCAUUGGGAUAGCUGCUGCAAACACAUGGGGUCUCUUUCUUCUUGUAUUGCUUUUGGGUUAUGGUUUGGUGGAAAUACCCCGUUCUCACUGGAAUGGCGCCAAGAGGGGUUAUCUACUCAUGAAGACCUAUUUCAAAGCUGCCAAACUGAUGACUGAAAAAGCAGACGCAGAAGAGAAUUUAGAGGACAUUAUGGAGGAGGUCCGUAAAGUAAGUGAGAGUAUCAAGUAUAACCACCCAUUGAGAAAAUGUGUUGAUACAAUACUGAAAAAGUGUCCUACUGAAUACCAGGAAAGAAUGGGUAGAAACAUGGAUGAUUAUGAAGAUUUUGAUGAAAGACAGAACAGUUAUCCAAGUGAAAAAAGUUUGGUCAAACUUCACAAGCAGGUAAUCUAUUCAGUGCAGAGACAUCGUCGUACACAAGUCCAGUGGCAAAUUCUUUUAGAACAAGCAUUUUACCUAGAAGAUGUGGCAAAAAAUGAAACCAGUGCAACUCGACAGUUUGUUCAUACCUUUCAUUCCCAGGAACCAGAGAACAAAAUUAUUCAGUAUUUCUAUACACCAACAGUUGAGUGGUACUGGGAAUGUCUUCUACGACCAUGGUUUUACAGGGUGCUUGCAGUUGUUCUGGCCACGUUCUCUGUAAUUGUUGUAUGGUCAGAGUGUACAUUUUUCAGCACAAAACCGGUUUUAUCGCUAUUUGCAGUUUUCAUACAGCUGGCAGAAAAGACAUAUAAUUAUAUAUACAUAGAGAUGGCCUGUUUUCUUACCAUCUUUUUCCUAAGUAUCUGUGUUUACUCUACUGUCUUCAGAAUUCGUGUAUUUAACUAUUACUACUUAGCUUCACAUCAUCAGACAGAUGCGUACAGUCUCCUUUUCAGUGGCAUGUUAUUUUGCCGUCUUACUCCACCACUAUGCUUGAACUUUUUGGGCUUGACCCAUAUGGAUGCAACAAUAUCUCACAAAAACACUCAGCCAACUGCUUAUACAUCUAUAAUGGGAUCCAUGAGAGUCCUGUCCUUCAUUGCAGAUGGAUUCUAUAUAUAUUACCCAAUGCUUGUUGUCAUUCUCUGUAUUGCCACAUACUUUAGUUUAGGAACUCGUUGUUUGAAUCUUUUGGGAUUCCAGCAGUUCAUGGGGGAUAGUGAAAUGACUUCUGAUUUGAUUGAUGAAGGAAAAGAACUAAUCAGAAGAGAGAAAAGGAAACGACAAAGGCAGGAAGAAGGUGAAAACAGAAGAAGGGAAUGGAAGGAGCGGUAUGGAAAUAGAGACGAUUCCACUAGAAACAGAGUUGUGCACACAGACCAAAAAGAAUCCAGCUUCUCAGAGACCAAUACCAAUAGACCACUAUCAAAGUAUACCCGAUCAAAUGGUAAGACUGAAAGGGAUAGAAUAGAACUCCUCCAGGAUGCAGAGCCUUUGGAUUUUAAUGCUGAGUCAAUUAAUGAUGACCCUCUUGAAUCGGACUCGGGAAGGUACCAGCCUGGUGGAAGAUACCUGUCAAUGUCUCGAAGCAAAAUAUUUGAUGAUGUCUAAAUUCCUCAAAGCUGAAGAUUUGGUGGAUAUCUAUUUCCUAUUCAUUGUUUGGUAAAUAGUGUACUUAUGAUAUAUCGCUGAACCAGAAAAGACCAUUUUUGUUUAAAAAAAGAAUAUGAAGGAGCAACUGUUUUGGAAAUGCACCUGUAUGGUAACUUUCACUACUUACGACAAGAAUGUGCUUCUUCUGUUGUAGAUAUUGUUGUGCGUCAGUGUGGGCUUUUUUGUUAUGACCAAAAGGAGAAGACUAUUACUUAAGUUAGUAGAAGAUAAACUUCAUCAAUACACCUAGGGCUCAACUUGAACUGUAACUUUGUGAGUUUUAGGAAGGGGAUAUUUUGGAUGGAAUUUUUUUGUAUUUUACAAAUGCUGUGAGAGCAUCUUAAUGCAUCCAAAGUGCAGUUAUAUCAAUUACUGUAGUAAACACUUUCUAUAUUUUUUCUAUUUGAACUUUAUGCCUAGUCCAAAACCUACUGAAUUAAAUAAAGGCUUCUUUUGGUUUCAGUGGUCUUUGAAUCAGACCCUGUAUAAGCAGAAAGAUUGAAUGGCAGGCUGUUUUCCGUUAAAUCAUAAAAUACAUGUUCCAGUGUUUAAGGGUGGCUAAAAAGAAGAUGGAGACUCCCUUUUUACAAGGAGUCACGUCACAUGGAAAAGACAACGGGUAAUGGGUACAGGUUGCUCCUGGGAGAUUCUGAUUGGACAUAAGAGGAAAAUUUUUCACAGUGAGAACAAUCAGCCAUUGGAAUAAUCUCCCCACUGAAGUGGUUGAUUCUACAACACAGGAUGUUUUUAACAUUGAGGUCCCCAGUUCAAGAGAAACGGGGAACUACUGGAAAGGGUCCAGUGGAGGGCUAUGAAGACGAUUAGAGGACUGGAGCAUCUCCCUUAUGAGGAAAGGCUGAGAGCGCUGAGCCUGUGUAGCCUGGAGAAGAGAAGACUGAGAGGGGAUCUUAGCAAUGCAUACAAUAUCUUGAGGAUGAGUGUCAAGAGGAGGGGGCCAGGCUCUUCUCAGUGGUGCCCAGCAACAGGACAAGGGGCAAUGGGCACAAACUGCAUCACAGGAAGUUCCAUCUGAAUCUGAGGAGGAACUUCUUUUCUUUGAGGGUGACAGAGCCUUGGAACAGGCUGCCCUGAGAGGGUGUGGAGUCUCUUUCUCUGGAGACAUUCAAAACAACCCUGCGUUCAAUUCUGUGCAACCUGCUCUAGGUGAAUCUGCUUUAGCAGAGAGUUGGACUAGAUGAUCUCCAGAGGUCCCUUCCAAACCUAACCAUUCUGUGAUUCUGUGCUUUUGUCAACAAAGGUUGGACCAGAUGAUUCUUGAGGUCCCUUCCAACUUGGUAUUCUAUGAUUCUGUGAAUUUUUGGCAUAAAUUUUGGAGCAAGAAAGCAAGCAAUUGGUCAAGAAAGGCCAUUUCUUUUUCAUUGUAUGCAGAUAAAUGAUCUUAGCAUGUGUAAAUAGUUGAAACUGAAUAUGAAUCAGAGUUUCACUGUCAUAUGAGCAUAUGUGCAAUAGCAAGAAUACAUUAUCGAAGAUAAGACAUCUGCUUAAGAUUUUUACAGUUGUAACUGUUGAAAAUCUUGGCACACUAGUGUUUUUGUAACUGCAAAAGAAUAUAAUGUGAAAAUUGAGUUAAAUGCUGAAACAUUAUAAUUUGCACACACCUCAAGCACGGCUUCAAAUUGCAAAGUAUUUCAUUAAAAGAAGGGAAAUACAUAGCAUGACUAGAUAAUGGUAAACACUUUUAAUGUCCCAGAUGCCCUGGUUGCAUUAUGUAUCUGUUUUUAAGGUGCCUGUAUUUUGCAGUAAGUCGUUGCAAGAAGAAUAAUGCUUAUUCAUUUGAAUGCCAUUCAAAAAUGCCAAUUAUUAACAGUGUAAAAAAGCUUCACAUUAAUUUCAUUGGUGUAGAUAUAUUUUUAAACUGUAGUUAGUGGAAUGAAUUUUCAAAUGUAAUCAUAAGGUAAAAGAUGUGGUCAAAUUCAUGAUAUCUUUGGAAAUUUGGUUAAUUUAAAUUGUUGCUUUAUUGCAGUUUGUCUUAAAUCUUUACCACUUGGGAGGUUUCUUAUGUGCUUAUUGCAAAGUUACAUUGAAAACUGACAGAGAACAUGUUUCUAUCAUAAAUUCUUUAUUGUGCUUAAAAAACAGACAUCCCUUAACACAGCUAGGAAUGAGUUCUUCUGAAAAGUAAAUUUUCAUGAAUGAGGUGUUUUAGUAAUUUUUAAAAAUAGUCUUUGUUUUCUGAAGUAAUUGUUAAUGGGGAUCUAACUACCUCCUAUGAUUUAGUACAUCAUGUGUUCUAACAGUAGUGGUAUUUGUAAUAUAUUAAUCAGCCUGUUUGAAAACACUGAAUUGUUGCUAUGAAGGAGAAAAAAUACUCUAUUUGUAUAGAAAUAAUUAUAUUAAUAAAUCGGCAGACAUAAGAUAAUUGUCAGUUCUGUUCUUAGGUGAAUACACUGAUCAACAGCCAUGCCCUCAUGUAUUCAGGCUUACGCAGUGUCCAGGUUACCUGUGAGAGGACGCUUUUUUUAAUUUGGGUAUUUUAUAUUUUGUAAAAGCUUGACCAGAAUUUUACGGCUGUUUCAGGGACUGGAAUUUGAGAAAAUGAGACUCUUUUUGUUGGGGUUGUUCUUUAGCAACUUUAUGUUGGCACCUAUUCAUUUUAAAUCUACUUAGAAAUGCUAUCCUGAAUUCAGCCUUACAUGAAAGGGGUUGUAUGUGUUCUUGCAUAUGCAUCCACAUGAAUGUUCUUAGACUUGAUACUUCUAUUUUUAAAAUUUGUAUCUCAUUUAAUUUGUAAAAAGUUUCGGAUGAAAUAAGGUUCAAUUUCUUUAUUUAACUCUUGAAAUGUCACUACAAAGGGAUCUAAAUUCAGUGCUAAUAGAAAAGUCGCAGAAGGAAUGUUUGUUUUUCUGAAUGCAUGUGAAGUACCCUUACCUAGCCCUUGCUGGCUUCAGAGUUGGAACCUUGUCGGGGCCUGUUUUUUCUCCUCUCAGAAAAUUAGUGGAGUGGCUGCAAAUAGGACUUUCAGGAUUUUAUAUACCAAAGUAACUAGUCCCUGGUGUAAGCUCUCUGCGCAGUUUUCAUUGAGAUAGAACAAUUUGAGGACUUGGCUAAAUAAAUAAAUGGCAGUGGGCUAUCAGUUGCCAAUAUAGAAAUUCUGAGCUCAGUGAGGUGGGAAUCCACUGACCUUUUUUUUAAUGUUGCAGUGGAGUAGUGGAGUAACCAAUGGUUGCUUUUUGAGCUCUGAAGAUCUCAAGAAUUCUCCUCUGGAUUGUACUUGGAGAUCCCUGGUGUCUCAUGCUCACUGAACGCUGGGUGUUUGAAGUAAGAAGUUGAUAAGUGAAGUCAGAUUUCAUCCAUAGUGUUCAUUGCUGACCAGCAGAUACUCUUGCCCUAUUUAUGUGCAAUUUGUAGGACAAGUAAUUUAAAGUGUGUUUUGAACACCAGUUACAAGUUCAUCUGACUAAAUCUGGAAUACUUUCAACAAAGAAAUAGGGAGGACAGCUAUAAAAGCACAUAGCGGAAAUAAGGGAUAUGCCUGCACAGCAUUUACUGUGUGCUUGAGCUAGUUUUAAAUUAGUUUGGUUACUGCUAGUACAAGUAAUGCUGAACUUGUGUGAGGGCUAUGUACCUAAGGAUUUACCCCACUCCGAACUGGAAACGUUCAAGGUCAGAUUGGAUUGGGCUCUAAGCAACCUGAUCUAGUUGAAGAUGUCCCUGCUGAUUGCAGGGUGUUGGACUAGGUGAUCUUUAAAAGUCCCUUCCAACCCAAACCAUUUUAUGAUUCCGUGAUGAUUCCCAGCCAGAUUGCGGCAACUCUUGAUGAGUUCUUUGCUACUAUUGCUCUAGUCCUAACAGUACUACAGUAAAAAAAGUUAAAACUAGCUUUGGUAUGUUUAAGCAGUGACUGUACCAUAGGCUAAUGGUGUUCUUGCAUCAUAUUUGAUGCUCCAUAUUAGGUGAUAUAUAAUAUAACUGUCUUGCAAAUUGUGCUUUUGGGAACUGAAUGUUGGUGUAUUUAUUCUGUCACUAUUUAGUCAUAUUUAUUUGCAGCUAAAGAAUGACAAUUAAUGUAUUUCGUUUUUAUGUCGCUUUCUGAAUUACUGAGCAGUUAAGGUAUACUUCCAUUUCAUCAUAAUUUCCACAAUUUCCUCUUCAUCUGUGAACACCAAAAAAAUCCCCCAAAAACGCAAAAAACCCCACCCCAGUUAAGUAGAAAUGUUUGAAUAUCUUCAUGUCAGAGGUUCAAACCAGUGAAAAGAAUCCAUGCAAGUUGUAAUGAACUUCGAAAAGUGGGAGUGAAAACAGUAGCUACUUUAACAGUGUGUCAGUGUUAGAUUUCUUAAAAAGUAUGGAUAGCAAAAGGUCUGGUCAAACUUACUACUCCUACUAAAUCUGUAGGUCUGUUUUUUCAGGCAUUUAAAAAUAUACAUAUUCUGAUACUUAUAUUGUGAGUGAGUCCUCUGCACUCUGCUUAAGAAAGGUGCAUCUCUUGGCAGUGAAGUGAGAGUAUUUUUAUGAGGGAAAGUAAAAGAUAUGCAACUUCUGGUCUGUGCUAACAGUGACACUUUGGGCAAACUAUGAUGUAUUUUUUUAUUUAGGUACAACAACACGUUAAGAAGCAAACAUCAUACUACUGUAACUCACACUACUGAAAAUCAUGAGACUUAAUUUGCCUUUAUCUUGCAAACAAGCACUUGUAAAAUAGUCAUUAACAGUGUUAAUGGGGAUGGUGGAAAGCUGCGAUCUUUUCAAAAUUUAUUCUUACUAUUUUGAAACAUAACCAUGACAAUGAUUUUUACAUAGAAAGUAUUAAAAAAGUGAUUGCUCUGAUUUUCUGUACUUAUGGUAAUUUGUAUUUUAUUAAAUUUAUCUUGAAAUACUCUAAAUGUUAUGUGAAAAAUACAGUAUUUUGUUCCAAUUUUAAUUAUUGCUGUAAUUACUUGCAAUCUGAGAGGCUUUUACAAUACUAAAUAAGAGAUUACUUUAUGAAGGAAAGCUUUUUAUGAAAAGGCUUCUUAAAGAAAUCAGAUAUAUCCAUUAGAGACAAAUGUAAGCAUAUUAAUUAUUAACAAAAACACUACUUAGGGUGUGUAGAUAUAUAUAGUCUCCUAGCUUUUAAUUUUUCUUUAAAAUUCAGAAAAUGGUUCGUUUUUUCAGAGCAACUUAACUUGUGAACCUUGUACACUUUCUGAAACUCUUACAUUCCUUUUCCCUAAUGGGCUCUGCAGGAACACGUACUGCUUCGCAGCAGUUCUCUAAUACUAGCUGUGCCUCUAAUGAAGUAGUCUAGCCUGAAGCUGAGACACUCCUACACCAUUUGAUUACGUUAACAGAAACUCGGCAUUCCUAGCAAAAAAAGCACUUUGAAAUAGAUCCCUUUCUAAUGCAUUAAUUGCUGUCAUUGUUCACAUUGCAUUGUAUUUGGUGUCUUGUUUCAUUCAUAUGGUGAGCCCAGUCAGGUUUGUUCUUGGUUUCUAUUAAAGUGCACUGGAAUGUAUGUAUUCUUCAGCAUGCUUUUGUGUGUGCCUGUGUUUUAGUUGUAAUUGGCAGGCAAUAAUAAUAUGCAACUUCAGUUGUUUCUUCAGGUUAAUGUUAUAUUUGACAUAUUCCUGUGAAUUAUAAUAGUUCCAGAGUGAUAGCUUAGCUAUCACUGUAGGAAUUUAUUAAUUUCUAUAGAAAUACCUUCUAUUUCUAUAGAGGUACUGGAAGAUAAGGGAAUUAAUUUCUAAGUAUAGGUUUAGUAAUAGAAGAUCUUCAUUGUCCAGUGUAAUAUCAAGAUAGGCUGUAGGAGUGCUGCUUAUGGAUAGACUAUCUUCUUUUGCCUUAUGAUACAAGUAUGUAUGCAUAAUACCUUGUUUUGAAAUUCACUGAGUUACAAAUUUUUCUCUGUAGUGUUCUAAAUUAUUGUACUGGAUAUAUUUUUGAAAUGUGUGUUAAAAUAUCUAGUCAAAGAGUUAAGCUGGCAUGAAAUAAAUAAUUUCUGCACUGCA
This is a messenger RNA of Falco peregrinus (peregrine falcon), 8330 nucleotides long. RefSeq names its product LMBR1 domain containing 2 (gene LMBRD2). The transcript has 19 exons. Gene Ontology annotation, biological process: adrenergic receptor signaling pathway. Bases 274 to 2340 code for a protein of 688 amino acids. The record is from RefSeq and is a predicted model, not a curated record. Lineage: Eukaryota; Metazoa; Chordata; Aves; Falconiformes; Falconidae. Gene Ontology annotation, cellular component: membrane.